ACCCGUGGUUUAACAUUUAACUGCUUCAGCCUCCCCUAGUAAAUCUGUUUUGUGAAAGCUGUUGGACCCAAAUUAUGAUUCUGCUAUGGACGAAACUUUCAUGGCAUGAGUUUGUUCGCUCCAGCGGUUUACAUCUGACGGCUGAAAAGAAGUGUUCCGCGUCAAGAUUCGUGCGACUGACAUGACACCCGUAUGUUGUUUUAUUUAUUUAUUUAUCAGUCACUUAUUUUAGUUAAUAUUGACAUAAUUAUUUAAUAUUGAAUUGAAGUUGUUGGUAUAAGUCGACACAAUUGACAAGGUCAACGGUGCGAAGCUGGAUUCUCUCCGGCACGGUCUAUUCUUGGUCAAUCCACUUUUCUGCCUCCCCAAUCCAUAGAAGACAAAAAAGAAGCAAAACCAACCCCAAUCAGACAGCGGCCUCCCUCUCCGCUCCUCCGCCAUGGCCACCGCUAUGGCUCUCCUCCUCCUCCUCUUCCUCCCCCACCGGCUCAGCUUCUCGGCCUCUACCCCCAUCCCGCCGGCCUCCGACGCCGACAACCUCCUCCUGCUAAAAAACUCCUUCACCAACGCCGCGGCCCUCUCGUCCUGGUCCGCCUCCAAUCCUUCCCCUCCCUGUGACCCCCACUCCCCCUGGCCCGGCGUCAUUUGCCUCCAUGGCAUCAUCACCGGUCUCCACCUCUCUGACAUGGGCCUCUCCGGCACCCUCAGCGUCAACGCUCUGUUCACCUUCCCCGCCCUCCGCUCUCUCAGCUUCGUCAACAACUCCCUCUCCGGGACUCUCCCAGCUGACCUCAGCCGCCUCCACACCCUCAAGGCCAUCCUUCUGUCCCGCAACAAGUUCUCCGGCCCCAUCACCGCUGACUCCUUCAGCGGCAUGACCCGGCUCAAGAAGCUCUGGCUCAACGACAACCAGUUCAACGGCCCCAUCCCCGACUCGCUGGCCGAAGCGACCGCGCUGCUGGAGCUCCACCUGGAGAACAAUCAUUUCUCCGGCGAGAUACCCCCCGCCCUCGCCUUGCCCUCCUUGUCCUCCUUCAACGUGUCCAACAACAAUCUCCAUGGGUCCAUCCCGCAGGCGUUUGCCAAGUUCAACUCAAGCUCGUUCUCCGGCAACGAAGGUUUGUGCGGCCAACUCGUCGUCGGAAAGCCCUGUGCUGAACCCGCGAUCGCCGCAGGAGGCGGCGGAAGAGUCAUCAUCGUCUGCGCCCUCGCUGUCCUCCUCGUUUGCAUGGCCUUGUACGCGUUGAAGGCCGGAGACAAGAAAGAAGAAGUGGUGACGUUAGGAAAGGUUCGGAAAGCGAAAGAAAAACCUACCUUGCCGAACUCGGUAGAAGAUGGCGGUGCAACCGCCGCCGCCGGAGCCGGAGAAGAGGGAUUGGUUAUGUUGAGCUCGAGAAACGGAGAACUCCAGCUUUCCGACCUGAUGAAGGCGGAGGCGGAGUUACUGAGGAGCGGCGGUAUGGGGACGGUGUACAAAGCGUCGAUGGCGAGCGGCAUUGCCGUGGUGGUGAAGCGUACACGAGACUUGAACCGGUUGGGGAAGGAGGCGUUCGCCGCCGAGAUGGCCCGGCUAGGUCGCCUCUCCCACCCCAAUGUGGUGACGCCGUUGGCCUACCAUUACCGGAAGGACGAGAAGCUGCUCGUGUUGGAGUUUGUCCCCAAGAGGAGCUUGUCGUACGUCCUCCACGGCGACAGGGGAACCGACCACGCGGCGCUCGAUUGGGGGCGGCGCUUCGGCAUCGCCCGGGGCAUCGCCCGCGGCCUCGCCUACCUCCACACAGAGCUUCCGUUCAUAGACGCCCCGCACGGGAAUAUAAAAUCCGGCAACGUGGUCCUAACACUGGAUUUCGAGCCUCGGUUAACGGACUUCGGGUUUCUGCCGAUGGUCAACGCGUCGCAGGCGGGGACGGUGAUGCAGUGUCUGCGAACGCCGGAGGUUCUUGCGGGUCGGCCAGUGUCGCCGAGGUCAGACGUGUACUGCUUCGGCGUGCUUCUGCUUGAGCUGAUGACCGGGAAAUUCCCAGUGCAAUGCCUGAGCAACGUGGACGGCGGGACGGACGUGGUGGAGUGGGCGACGCGGGCGGCGAAGGAAGGGCGGGAGGCGGAUGUCCUGGACCCGGCGAUGGUGGCCGGCGCCAAGUCAUCAGUGCCGGAGAUGGCGCGGCUGGUGCGGGUGGCGGUGGAGUGCGUGGAUCCGGAGCCGGAGCGGCGGCUGGGGCUGAAGGAGGCUGUGGAGAGGAUCGAGGAGUUGGCGGAGGCGGCGGCCGAGGCGCUGCGGUCAGAUGCGGCGGCGGCGUCGGAGACGCACGGCCAUGAGCCCAACACGAGGGAAGCUCCCGACAACGAUCGGCACGGCGUUUAGGUAGAUGCGUCGGUGAGGUGGACGACGACGAUUGAUCGUUCGCCAUUUCGUGACUCCAUUCGUGAUACGUUAGCUUGUGUAUAGCGUUUGAUGUGGUGUUAAAUUAUUCAUUUAUUUAUUCGGAAGGAUCGUUUUUAUUUUCUUCUGUAAUUUUAAUUUAUGACAAAUAAUCUUAUAACAAAAGAAAUGCAGGUUAUUUUUCUUUUCUUUUAUCUUUUGGAAAUAUUUAUUGAGAUAUUGUCAUU
Messenger RNA from Zingiber officinale, 2607 nucleotides. RefSeq names its product pollen receptor-like kinase 3. NCBI's taxonomy places the organism in Eukaryota, Viridiplantae, Streptophyta, Magnoliopsida, Zingiberales, Zingiberaceae. The coding region runs from base 440 to 2362 and encodes 640 amino acids. Gene Ontology annotation, molecular function: ATP binding; protein kinase activity; protein binding. Gene Ontology annotation, biological process: protein phosphorylation. The record is from RefSeq and is a predicted model, not a curated record. The transcript has a single exon.